CAGGUGGUCAAGCAAGCUGUUUAACUUGCCCAUCAGGAUACUUCUGUCUAAGCAACACCAGCGACCCCUAUAUCUCACCCUGUCCACAGGGUCACUACUGCCCAGGUGGCACUGAAUAUGACACUCAAUACCCCUGUGAGGCUGGUACCUAUAACCCAUACACACAGAGAACAAACAGCAGCGCAUGUGAGCUGUGUCCCCCAGGGCAAUACUGCCAGGGGGCAGGUCAACAUCAACCCACAGGCAACUGUUCUGCAGGCUGGUUCUGUACAGGAGGUGCAUAUGCCUCAAUGCCUAUAACACUUGGUAAGUACA
Owenia fusiformis is the source of this 315-nucleotide messenger RNA. Lineage: Eukaryota; Metazoa; Annelida; Polychaeta; Sabellida; Oweniidae. The record is from the annotation of a GenBank genome assembly.